UCCUGGGAUCGCGUUCCACGUGCCCGUAGAAGUCAACGAAAUUCAGCAGAAAGGGCAAAACAAUCUACCAGUUCCAGAAAAAGCUGUCUCGUUCGCCGCAUUCGAAGGAAGAGUGCGCCGACUGGGCAUACAGCGAAAAUGGACACAAUUCUCAGUCGGAAUUCGCGACUUUUGGAAGGGAGGUGAAGAAGAGAUGAAGACUGUCGCAACUCGAAUCCGCGAUCUGAUCCAUGAGCAUACGGCGUAUGCUUAUUCUGAAACUCGCGUGGAGAGGUUCCCGUGCAACGGAGGAGGGACACUCAUGUUUGAUCACCAAAAGCGUCAAGUAACUGUCCAACUAGAACAUUCAAUCAUUCAUCCUCCGUAUAGGGGCACCAGCAUCCCAGCAAAAUGGUCGGAAUUCAUCACUCAAAGAUGGACUUGGGAUACUGAUACAGAGUCCUUGGUCAGGAAAAACAAGGCGGAGAAGAAGGCGUCCUCAGUUUCGUCGGCAUCAUCAGGUCUGACAUCGUUGGGGUCAUCCUCUUCGUCGGAUCUUACAUCGUUAUAUUCAUCGGACACCAGUACUCGGCCUAAUAAUAGAAAUAAUGUCAAAGGUCACCAUCCGUCUACGCAAUAUAUGGAUGACAAUACUGAUGCGAUAGAUUUAGCCGUCCGUAACCAUUCGAAUCGGGCUCUCCCGGUGAAUAACGAUGAUCAAGAAGAGGAAGAUGAUUGGAUGCCCGAGGGUCGAACUUUUAUUGCUUCUGCAGUAUCCAGAGAAGGUGUUCAAGAACCCACCUGUUGUAUUUCCUGCAAUAAGUCGUGGGAUAUCGUUUCUCCUGCCCGUAGGAUUUAUCCAAGUGCGGCAGGCCCAAAAGGAAGUUUGAUGUCUCGUUGCGAGGGAUGCCACUCGGAAAGAAUGACAUCGAGGAAAGAGAAAAUUCUUGUCAACAAAGAAGAGAUCGACGAUCUCCCACCACUAUCAUCCAAUGCUGUAUCUUGGGAGCAGUUCCAAGACAACGUUCACCGACUUGGCCAACAACCAGACCAGAUACGAUUCUCGGCAGUAAUCAGCGAUCUUUGGGACGGAGGAAACGAGGAAAUACAUGACGUUGGCUCGCAGAUUAUGACUAUAAUCUUUCAAUGGACGGGAUACAAAUUUAUCUCCAAGAAGAACCCGUUGACGACCACCAUAAAAUUGAUCUGCACACAGCGCGAACCGCAGCGCAAGGCUACUCAGAGUCACCAGCUGAAUGGGCUUACGGCCGAGAACGACAGUCAAGUGGAUACAUUCCCAUGCCGCGGUGCCGGAAGGAUCACCUUCGAUUUUCGAUCUUGCCGAGCCAGCAUCCCAACAAAGUGGACACAAUACAUCCUUGAGAGACAGACUUGGAACCCCAACAGGUUAUGGAACGAUAUCGUGAAAGAGAACAAACAGCGUGGGGGGGGGUCCCCUUUGGUUCAACAAAGCUUCUUUGAAGACCAGUAUACUCCCACCACCACCACCUAUACGGGAGGCAGACGCCAAUCACUCAGCCGUUUGCACACAAAGAG
Molecule: messenger RNA, 1536 nt
Organism: Acaulospora colombiana
Lineage: Eukaryota; Fungi; Glomeromycota; Glomeromycetes; Diversisporales; Acaulosporaceae
Source: the annotation of a GenBank genome assembly